Molecule: messenger RNA, 853 nt
Organism: Cuscuta campestris
Lineage: Eukaryota; Viridiplantae; Streptophyta; Magnoliopsida; Solanales; Convolvulaceae
Source: the annotation of a GenBank genome assembly
UUGUCCCUUUCAUCCUAUCGCUUUCACCAAGUCUUCGUUGAACGUCGUUUUCCGCCCGUCUUGUCCCUUUCAUCCUAUCGCUUUCCUCAAGUCUCCGUUGAACGUCACUUUCCGCAUGUCAUUGUCGUGGGGCUCGGGCUCGGCUUGGUCGGCCGCGCAGGGAGGACGAGCAGAGCGCAGAGCCGGGCAGGAAUGACGAGCGGAGCGCAGAGCCGGGCAGGAAGUUUGGCGGGCAUUUGGAAAUUUACGCUGAUGUCAGCCCUAGGCCGGUGUGGGGUUAUUCCCCAUCAGAAGCCCCCCACUCUCCGGGUUCCAUGGCACCUAGCAGUGGAGCGCGUGAGAGUAGAAAGCACCGUGUUCGGUCAGCUCGUGGGCCCAUGCGUAGCUUGGCGGAAAACAUUAGGGUUUGGCUUCACUCGCUGUGCCGCGCCGCCGCUCUCUGCCUCCCUGUUCACGCGUCGCCGUUCGUCGUUUCCCGCUCUCCCCCGGCGACGCUCCUUUGAGGUCAGUUCUUCUGCCUGCUAUUUCAUGUCUAUCGCGUCGUCCCCUGUUCAAACAUCCGAUGCCGAGCGCGAGCUCGGGCCCGGCAGUCGGGGUUCCGUGGCCCAGGGCUGCCGAUCGGAGCAGCCGGGUUCUCCGUCCCUCGAGGAGGUCGCGGUUGUUGAGGUGCCCGGGGUUAGCGACCAUCGCCUCCAGAGGCGCACCUUGCUCGUGGACUCGCUCAUCCGCGAGUGCAAGUGCGACUUGUCGAGUGACGAGUUUCUCAGGGCGAUGCGCUACGCCGGCCCCCUUGUCACCGUCCGUCGCCCUUCCUCGGACGAGUCAGUCUUCGACGCUCCUCCGGGCUACUUUG